Salvia splendens (bonfire salvia) is the source of this 912-nucleotide messenger RNA. RefSeq names its product exocyst complex component EXO70E2. Gene Ontology annotation, cellular component: exocyst. Gene Ontology annotation, biological process: exocytosis. Gene Ontology annotation, molecular function: phosphatidylinositol-4,5-bisphosphate binding. The record is from RefSeq and is a predicted model, not a curated record. The transcript is spliced from 2 exons. NCBI's taxonomy places the organism in Eukaryota, Viridiplantae, Streptophyta, Magnoliopsida, Lamiales, Lamiaceae. Bases 1 to 912 code for a protein of 303 amino acids.
AUGAGGAGAAUCAUCGGCGUCUAUCUUAGCAGUGCAAAACGGCUGUUCGACCAAGUUCUCUUCUGUCUCUUGAAUUUCGGCCAUGCUGUUUUGAUUGGACCCCACAAUCCCGAAUGGCUCUUCUGCUUGCUCGAUAUGUACGAGGUUUUAGCUGAUCUCAUGCCGGAUUUGGAUGCUCUGUUCCCACAAGAGGCGGAGUCGUUAAUCAGGAUCGAGUUCCACGAGCUUGUGUUGGAACUAGGAGAAUCGAUACGCUUCAUUUGCUUCUUCAAGAUGAAGAGCACGGCCGAGAGCAUGGAGAUGAAGAGCGGAGCACAGGUGGAUCCCAAUCCCUCCUGUGCCUUGUCACUCACAUCGAUUUUAGAAGCAGCCUUAGACAAGAAAUCGAGUUUAUACAGAGAUUCUUCACUGAAGCAUAUUUUUUUGAUGAACAAUAUCCACUAUAUGGUUGAGAAGAUCAAGAAGUCAAAAAUCUGCCCCUACUUCGGGGAUGAUUGGAUCAGAAAACACAUUGUGAUGUUCCGGCAGCAUGCAGUGUACUACCAAAGAGCGACAUGGAGCUCUUUACUAACCUUUCUUCGUUAUGAUGGGAUAACCAGGAAGGCAACUCUAAAGACAAGAUGCCAAGAGUUCAACGCUGCUUUUGAGGAUCUGUACAAGAGCCAGACAAGAUGGGUUGUCCCAGAUCCUCAACUUCGUGAAGAUGUGACAAUAGUUUCUUCCAAGACGGUUAUCCAAGUGUAUCGCAACUUUGUCUGUAUGAUCAUCAGUUCUAUUGGCAAAAAGCACAUCAAGUACACCGAACAGGAGUUGGGAAUGUACGUCAUGGAUCUUCUUGAAGGAUCAUCGAAGUUACUGAGCCAUUCUUGGAAGAGGAGACAUGGAUGGCUUCAAAUGCUUACAAUUUCCUAG